GCAGUAUUCUUGUCAUGAAUUUUCUUUUUCGGUCUCGCUUCCGCAGUCAGUGCAGAGCGCAGACUAGUUUUUCGAUUGCCGAUACUUAGACUGCUGUUGACCAGUUAACGUUAAAGUCAGUAGAUGGCAGUUAUGUGUCUUCUGUUCGUGCAACCUUUUAUGGCGUGAAUUUUCAAAGGGGUUAAGUGAACAAAAAUGGUUGCUGUUUGUAUCCCAGUGAACUUGCAUUGAUUAUGCACACUGUUUCAUACUGUCAUCGCUUCCUUAUCCUUCGUCAUCGUCACCAUGAAACUAUCAAAGACUGGGGCUGUUGAGUCUGAACUUCAAGAACUCCUUGAUCAACACCAUAGCCAAAGAGUUGAUCCUCCUUUCAACAACAAGCAAUGGUGCAAUCUGCUUGAAACUAAAUAUGGCAUGGUUACUUUCUGCAAAUUCUUCGCCAUCAAAGGAAAUUGACCAGACUUCAGUUGAUUGCAGUCGCAUGCUCACGAUCCACCAAAACCGGCCAAUCUACUGUGACUGUUCACGAACGACUUUAUUCAAGUCGUUGGGAAAAGGACAGCCGAGCCCAUUGGAUUCUAGAUCCGCGUGUACUACCUAAACUCGUCACGAGUUGUCAUAUGACACUAGGGUUCCAUUCUGUUGACUGGUGUUAUUCGACCUAAGUCACCGCUCAUGGGUAUUUUUCUUGAGAAGUCAUCCGUCGCGGGUAUGCUGGUGUAGAAUUACGGCGCUAUGAAAACACGGCACAGGAUUACGUUACCAAUCAAGCUAAUUGCUUGCGAAGCUGCCGACUGAACUGCCGCACACUCCUAAGCGCAUCGCUCAGCCGGAUGUGUACACAAAUGACUACGAAAUGAGAACUACAACUACUGGUUUCUUUACGGUUCUACAUACAAUUCAUAAUCUUGGAUGAGGUUGUUAUUUACCCCAUAUUAAGAAAGAAGCCACCCCAUAAUGAAUGACACCCCAAGACGGAAGAAGGAGCUUGCUGCGCAGAAGAGUCAUACGAUCUGCUAUUAUUCAUUGCUUUCCGAGGCUCCCCAGCUGUGAGAGGUGCCAAGGAAUGGAUUUGCCUUUUUUUUUUUGGCGAAUAGCAAUUUAAAUGCUACUAGAUGGCUCUGUUGUUCGGGUCCCGCUGUACGUGUUCCGAAUCAAACGGGCUUCGCAUUUGGACAUAGACUGGUGAAUUGGCUGCAAACCACGUCAGUUGCAAACGUGCCACCAUCACGGUCAGUUACGUUGCCCCUUAUUCAGCAGUUUGAGAGUUGUUUUCAAAUAUCGUUCGUGUCUAGCAUCUUUGAUUGAAAAACAUUUUGUUUCAUUAGUGGGAAACGCAUUCAUUUCUGCAGCUCAUUGCUGUCUCUUCCUCGGUGCGGUGCGGUACUGGAUGGCAUCUCGUGGACUAGGUGCAUCCGCCACCAUUAUCACUGCUUCCAUCAUCAACCCAUGUGUUUCACCAUGUUUUCGGUCAUCUCACUCGUCGUCUUCUCGACCGUUACAGGUAAUGUUCCGGUCGUUUCCGGGAGCGUUAGCAGCGUGACAGAUUCGGGACCAAUGCUUCAAAUUGUUGAAAUGCGCGUACCGGCCGUAGUGGAAGACGGUUCGGCAACGUCGGUCAUCCUCGACUGCGAUUACGUUUUACGUUCUGCCGACAAGAAAUCCGAGUUGGUCGUUCAAUGGUAUUUCCAGAACGGUUCCAGUCCCGUCUAUCAAUGGAUACCGGGCAAACGGCCGCAAGAUCUUGGUGUGCUCAAAGGCCGUCUCAAUCUCGACUAUCGGGCGUCCAAUGACCCGCACAAGCGGCACAGGGCGCUCGAGAUCCUUAAACCUACUUACGAACUGAGUGGCGUCUAUCGCUGCAAAGUCGCCACCGUCGAAGAGGAGGCUGUCGCCGCCCGGACCAUGAUCAUUUACACUCCUGCUCGCAAUCUUGAAAUAUGGCAUCAGAAAAUGUCGUUUGACGCUGUCAACGUGACGUGCAGAGUCGAAGGUAUUUCGCCCAGACCUCGGCUUCAGCUCUAUCGUGGUGAUCGUCCCGGAUUGGAGAUGGAUGGAAUGCCGGCUGAAGUUGUAAAUCGACGCGGACUCUACGAUGUGACGCUCUACCGGGUAGUCCACGACCGCUCACUCCGCCAGGAAACCAUUUUCGAGUGCGUAUUGUCCAUUCCGGCCACGCAGUAUCAAAUCGCUCGCAGACUCAUUUACUAUCCAGGUCCAGCGCCCAUCCGGAGCAGUAGCAGCAGUAUGAGUUCAGACUUGAUUGGAUUUAGAUCUUUUCGUGAGUUCCUUGUCUUUCCAGGUCGAAAUCCAAUAAGAGAAACACUGGAGAAAACUCCCCAGCCCUCGAGUAUCUACCAUUGCCAGCAGAAUCAUUUCGCAUGCACUUUCUUGCCUCGGGAAAAAAAAAAUAGCUACAGAAAGGAAACAACUAGCCAUUUGUGAUUGGACUACGGAUGUCACACAAAACACUGAUCGUCCAGGAUUGCCGAUUAUAUUUUUACUCUAAUCGGAACGGCCUGAAAGAAAAAUCCAGUAGAGGCGGGGAUUCCAAUCCGGGGUUCAAUCGAUUUUUUUUUUUUUUUUUCACAUCAUCGACAUGGAAGGUUUGAUGCUCUAUUUAUAUAUAUUUUCUCUCUCUUUUUAUAUAUUUUUCCGUGUUACAUAUACUGUGUACACUAAAGUUUUGGCUGGCAGUCAACUCCUGAUGACCCUGCUGUGCUUAUCUGAUGGGAGGGGCCGAAGGAAGAAAGAAAACUAUAUGGGGGGAAUGAAACUGAGAAAGAUAAAGGAUUGUUACGAACCGUCCGCUAGCGCCCACGCCUCUACCCUUCCAAAAGAAAACAACAACAAGAACCCGGCCAUAGCAUGAGGGAUGUAUACAGCGCAAAGUAUAGGGCCUAACGUAUACAUUGCAGUUAAACCAAACAAACACACACGAGUUCCCCCAAAUCUGGGAACCCGACUCAUGCCGGAACAAACAAACAAGCAAGAAAAGAGCCUUAAUGAAAACUGAUUGAAAUUUUGUAAUUUGUGUGUAGCUCGGGCAUGGACUACCCCGUUCCCCUUGAUGAAUAAUUAUUUUUUUUCCUUUCUUUUAGAUUUCUAUUUAAUUUAUACGUGAAAGGCGAAGCAUCUGCAUUUGACUAGCUACCACGGGUGGAUUUCCUUUUCAUUUCCCGUUACAUUAUGCAACGAUUCUUUUGUUGCUCCAAGUUCGAUCCUGCGUGCUGAUCAAUUCACAAGUGGUCCAAUUCGUUCGCUCAAGUAUAUUGAUGUGUCAUCGUUCUUGCUGCCCAAGAGAAAAAAUGCCCUUCUUAUUCCUUUUGCAGAUUGCAGCACUCGGUUUGCACGAAGAGCUAAAUACGUACAAGAUUGGAUGGGCUGCUGUGGCCUUCUCUUUCCAAUCUUGAUUAUAUACCCCAAGCUGAAACGAUUCUUUCUCCUGGAAAUAAUUCAGACAGAGUGGCGUGGAUAUGUACACAACAGAAUGAAAGAGAGAGGAAGAAAAAAGAAUAAAUCCACCGAACCGGGUUAAUUCAUCUCUUUCGUCCGUCAGUCCAUUAAAAGGAAGCUGCCCACCGUAUGCUGUGAGCUUGCACAUGGUUCUCUUUUUCUACUCGUUCGCAUUCGCUUUUUUAAAAUAAAGUUCUCGGGGAUUAUGGAAAAAGAAGGAAACCUACAGCAAAAAUGAACUUUAGUUUUCAUUCUAUUUCUGGGUAUACUACAUCAUUAAACGGUGAACGGUAUGGUCCCUAAAAGUGAGACCUGGCGAUUCCCGAGCUUUUCUGUAUGGACGGCUGAUGGAUGAUUCCUUUCAAAAUCGUCUGUCCAGCUGAUGGUUAUGGGACCGAAUGUUUAUUUCGCAAUGGAUGCGCCUAUAAUAUAGAAGGAACACCAAACGACAUGACGCUACCACCACGCCCUUUUUAUCGUUGGUCAUGGGAAAAGUCGUUAAUUCUGCUCUCACUGCGCUGGCAUAAUUUAGUAUCCGGAUGACCCGCAGAGUUGACUGUACAGCACCAGCGGGUAUAGUGCAGUAAAUUUUGCCAUUCAAACGACGCGCAGAGGACGACCGCAGACCGUGCGAAAAACCUAAUGACGGGAAGACAUUACGAUGAAACGCGUCACGCCUUUUUAAUUAUUCCCCGAGGCUAAAGUAUGUGAUGGACAUCGAGUAAAUUUGAUGUGCGAAAAGAAAAUAUAUAUUAUAUUAAGAAAAAGGAAAACUUUCAGCAAGGAGAGAAGAAAACAGAAUUCAAAAGGACAUUGAGCGACCAUCCGUACGCACGACAUUAUUAAAUUUCUUAGAAUUAUACAGCCGAUAUAAGAAGGUUGAGCUAGAGACCCCAUCAGCCUAAAUAAUAAAGAAGAUUAUUCCACCAGAAGAAGGAUAUAACACGCGCUCAACCCCAUCCUUUCCUGAAAUCGCUCCCGUUUUCACGAGCAUCUAUCGAAACUGACAAAGAGGUUUAUAGCCAGCGUGACGUCACUAAACCAGGUCCGUGUUUUUGAAGAAAGAAAACUAUUUUCGUACUUUUUAUGGUAUCGAACUGUGUAUUUCCUUUCCUCUUCAAAAUAAGCAGCAGUCUAGACUUGCUGGUAGGAUCCCCUAGUGUAUCCCAUCCGGCCUAUCGUAAAAAACCGGAUUUUUUUUUUUUAUAUCUUGUGUAUACAAGUAGUAUCUGUGCUACACUAUAAGAGGAAACGAUCCUGCUGCUGGCCAAAGAAAGUCACCCGCUGGAUUUCUCCCUUCCGGUGAAAACUCUGCGGGGUUUAUUCACCCAACUGCAGACCCGAUGGACUUGUUUUGCUUUUGAUGAGCAACUUCCGUAAAUUUUUUGGACUUUGCCUAUGGUAUUCCUUUAUCGGCAAUUGGCUUGCUUUUCACAUGAUUUCUUUUGAGAGAGGAAAUCAACCAUUACCAAAAAGAAAGACCGAUAAAUAACGUUGGACUAGUGGACACGUUUCCUUUUAGAAAUGCAACUGAUGUCGAUACAAUUUGCUGCUACCCCAUAACAGGACACAAUGCUUCUUCAUCUGGUGUUUCAUCUUGUUUGUUCGCAGUUGGAGAGUCCUGGAAAAAAAUAGUAUGUGAUCACUUGAAAGGGAGGACAAUCAUGGAACAGUCGUCAAUUCAAGUUUCUGAUUGCCGCCAUAUUGUCAAAGCAUCUGGUGGAGAAAUCGCCAACUACUAAAGAAUUUCGUUCCAAUGUCAGUCGUUUGUUUUUCGGGUGACUCAGCCGAGUUCGGUCGCCAUGAUGGUUGUCUCGCGAAUUGGAAACGCCCUGCCGAAUUUGAGAUUUGUUAAGUAUACCGCACUGUUAUCAUUGUUUUUCUAAUUGAUAUCAUUAUACAAGUUUUAAUGUCGGCAGAAAGAAAAAAAUGUAAGCAGAAUUUUAGGGGGGAAAGUUUUAUCUUAACAACGUGUCAGCAUACCCCGGCGUGGUAUGCUUCCUCGUAAUUCAAUUUCUCUGUAAACUAUUUUCCAAGGGGAAUUUAGCUUUGCGUUCAGUUUUUUUCACCAAACUAUCAUUAUGAUCUUUUUACUAUUUAUCGUAAUGUAUUUUCCUUUUUUCUCAAAUUAAAAGGUGAAAGCAGAACUUGGCUGAAAUUUAAAUUUGAAGAACGGGGCAGCUUGUCUUGUAUUCUAUUUUGUUUCUACAAUUUGUUCAAGAUUCUUUUUGUUGUUUCCUGGCAUAGACAAUUGCCUAAUGAUGAUGUGUUAAGAAUUUUUUUUUUUAAAUAUAUUUUAGGUGAUCACCAUGAAAGCCUAAGAUGUUUCACAACUUCUUACACAUCUGCCCUGAUAAGCCGUGGUGUUCUGUGGUGGCCAAAUCAAAAUCAUUAGGGAUCCAAAAAUGCCUAUAAUAUUCCUGGUGACAUUGUUUAAUAAAUGAUUAUUGUAGCCUA
Daphnia magna is the source of this 5913-nucleotide messenger RNA. RefSeq lists its product as uncharacterized. Lineage: Eukaryota; Metazoa; Arthropoda; Branchiopoda; Diplostraca; Daphniidae. The record is from RefSeq and is a predicted model, not a curated record. The transcript is spliced from 21 exons. Bases 1450 to 2445 code for a protein of 331 amino acids.